Pseudophryne corroboree (corroboree frog) is the source of this 1442-nucleotide messenger RNA. It is a transcript of the gene EIF4E2, whose product is annotated as eukaryotic translation initiation factor 4E family member 2. Gene Ontology annotation, cellular component: eukaryotic translation initiation factor 4F complex; cytoplasm. The record is from RefSeq and is a predicted model, not a curated record. Bases 87 to 791 code for a protein of 234 amino acids. The transcript is spliced from 7 exons. Gene Ontology annotation, biological process: translational initiation. Gene Ontology annotation, molecular function: RNA 7-methylguanosine cap binding; translation initiation factor activity. NCBI's taxonomy places the organism in Eukaryota, Metazoa, Chordata, Amphibia, Anura, Myobatrachidae.
UAGCAGUACCCGGAAGUGACAGUGAAGGUGUGGAGGAAUGUUGUGCUGUAAGCGGAAGUGGCGGCGGGGAGAGCAGCAGAGAGACGAUGAACAACAAAUUUGAUGCUCUGAAAGAUGACGACAGCGGGGAUCACGAUCAAAAUGAGGAGAACGGCACACAGAAAGACAGUGAGAAGGAAAAAAAUGACAAGGACAAGAACCAGAGUUCAUGUAGGAAGAAGACUGUUGUACCAGGUCCAGCCGAGCACCCAUUGCAGUACAACUACACAUUCUGGUAUUCCCGCAGAACUCCAGGCAGGCCAACCAGCUCCCAGAGCUAUGAACAGAACAUCAAGCAGAUUGGUACCUUCGCCUCUGUGGAGCAGUUCUGGAGGUUCUACAGCCACAUGGUUCGUCCCGGGGACCUGACCGGACACAGUGACUUUCAUCUAUUCAAGGAAGGGAUCAAACCAAUGUGGGAGGAUGAUGCAAACAAGAACGGUGGGAAGUGGAUAAUCCGAUUGCGCAAAGGACUGGCUUCUCGGUGCUGGGAAAAUCUUAUUCUAGCCAUGUUGGGGGAACAAUUCAUGGUCGGGGAGGAGAUCUGUGGGGCUGUUGUCUCUGUCCGUUUUCAGGAAGACAUAAUCUCGAUCUGGAAUAAAACUGCAAGUGAUCAGGCAACCACUGCUCGCAUCCGAGAUACUUUACGGCGAGUCCUGAAUCUGCCACCCAACACUGUUAUGGAAUAUAAAACGCACACGGACAGUAUCAAGGACAAAACGAGUUUCCGAAAUACAAAGAUUGCGUUGUGAAUGCCGUUCAUUGCCUCUGUGCUGUUUAAAUCCAUCACUCCCACCAUCAGACAGUGUACUGCUUGUGCUGUAAUGACACCACUAACCCAUCUGCUUCCAGAAAGUUCAGCAAUUCAUGGCAAAAAGGCAUGCCUGGCCUCUGUCAGCAACGUGGGUGAAUAAGGCCUUGUUGUCACUGCUACGCCAGUUUUCGCUACAUGAGCUGCUCAGUACUGCUACUUUCCUGGGAGAGAUCAGCACCAAAACUUUAUUUUUCAUUCAGAUUUUUUUGUCAUUUUAUUUUUUUUAAGGCCAGUAGGUGGUUAACAUUGAACUUUUGUUUUUUUAAAUGAUUGUCCUUAUUGUUGUGUAGAUUGUGGCCACUCCAGUGCCGAUGGAGUUAAAUGCUUUCAUUUCAUGACAAGCAAUCUGCUCCUGAACUUUGCCUUGUAAUGUACAGUAUAUUCAGCACUUUUUUCAGUUUCCUUUCAUGUUUUGAAUGGAAUGAAUGAAUUUGAAUGUUUGUGUUUGAUAAGUAAUAAUCACCUUACCAGACCCUUUACUGAGACAUAUCAGUAUUAUUCUAGUAUACAUAGGAUAACUUUAAUUUAGCUGCCUGUAUAUGAAAUUGUCAACUACUGCUGCAGCUCGUCAUUAAACUGUUGGGUCGUU